AUGUAUGAAUUAACGAGUGAUUUGCAGAAUUAUAAAUUGAAUCAUAAUUUGGACAACAAAAACAAAAAAUCAAUCUAUUACUACAACGAACCAGUUAAUAAGCACAUAUUUAGAUCUAGUGGCCAAGCGAAUUGCCAGUCAACCAGUCGUGAAUUUAAGUGUUCAAUUUGUGAUCAGCAGUUUAGCAGAAAUUACGACCUGAAGAGACAUCAAAAUAUCCAUCUGUUGAUUAAAUCUUAUACUUGCAAUUGCGGCAAAACAUUUUCUAGAAAAGACGCUUUAAAGAGACAUUUACUCAUUAAAGGAUGUUAA
This is a messenger RNA of Wallemia mellicola CBS 633.66, 312 nucleotides long. RefSeq lists its product as hypothetical. The transcript has a single exon. The record is from RefSeq and is a predicted model, not a curated record. Gene Ontology annotation, biological process: regulation of transcription by RNA polymerase II. Bases 1 to 312 code for a protein of 103 amino acids. Lineage: Eukaryota; Fungi; Basidiomycota; Wallemiomycetes; Wallemiales; Wallemiaceae. Gene Ontology annotation, molecular function: DNA-binding transcription factor activity; RNA polymerase II cis-regulatory region sequence-specific DNA binding.